Molecule: messenger RNA, 6710 nt
Organism: Myxocyprinus asiaticus (Chinese sucker)
Lineage: Eukaryota; Metazoa; Chordata; Actinopteri; Cypriniformes; Catostomidae
Product: attractin-like
Exons: 29
Coding region: 341-4489 (1382 amino acids)
Cellular component (GO): Golgi apparatus
Molecular function (GO): protein binding
Source: RefSeq, a predicted model, not a curated record
UACAUCCGUUGGGCGCUCAGAGCUGCUUGGUUGAGCGUUCCAAUUUCUCCCAUUCAUUUCAAUAGAAGUGGGCCGUCUUUGCUAAAUUUCUCUGAUUUCAAUCACUGCGCACUUCUGCAUCUUGCUGAAUCCUCGUCAUUUCCGGGUGUCUCGGUACUGCAGCGAUAAGUAUCGGUAAGAUGUGAACGGGAAGAAACGAUAAAAAUCCGUCUUCAAAGAAACCACGGGCUGCCGACAGCGUCAACGGUACAGCCAUCCUUUGCCACCCGUUACGCGCUAGUUUGUGGUUACCUGGACCAGCAGCGGAUUAUUCCACCGACUGUCAGCCAUUUUUGUGCGAAUGGCAGCGGAGGUUCGGAGGGCCCUUGGCCGGUGGUGUUAUCCGACUCUCGGCCUGGCCCGCGUAGGCCUUCCCGGGACCAUACUGCGGUCUCUUCUCUUUCUCUCAGCCCUCAGCGGACUGGUGCGUCUGCCCGCGGCCACGGAAGCGAAAGAGUGCGAUAAACAGUGCCUGUACGGCCAGUGCAACACAGUCAGCGGCGUGUGUGAAUGUGAGCCGGGAUGGGUAGGGGACCAGUGCCAGCACUGCGGCGGCCGCUUCAGGCUAACGGGGCCUUCAGGCUACUUCUCAGAUGGGCCAGGAAACUACAAAUACAAGACCAAGUGCACCUGGCUCAUUGAAGGACAGCCGAACUCUAUCCUGCGGCUUCGCUUUGAACAUUUUGCCACUGAGUGCAGCUGGGAUCAUCUGUAUGUGUACGAUGGAGACUCCAUCUACUCUCCUUUACUCGCUGCCUUCAGUGGUUUGAUUGUUCCUGAGAGCUACAGCAACGAGACCAUCCCAGAGGUGGUGGCACAGUCUGGCUUUGCCCUGCUGCACUUUUUCAGUGAUGCUGCAUAUAAUCUCACAGGCUUCAACAUCUCCUACAGGUUGAACACGUGCCCCAGUAACUGCUCUGACCGUGGGGAGUGUCGCAUGGGGAAUUCCAGUGACAUGGUGCAGUGCGUGUGUGAAGACGGCUGGAAGGGGGAGGCUUGUGACGUUGCGUACUGCUCCUCUGACUGCGGCUUCCCUCUGCGUGGAAAGUGCCAGAGUAGUGCCAAACGCUGCCAGUGCAACCCUGGAUGGCAAGGCCUGGACUGUUCAAUAACUGUACCAGCAAAUGUCUCGUUUUGGACACGUGAGGACUACAGCGGGCAUGGCCUGGCACGGGCAUCCCACAAGGCUGUGGUGCAUAAAGAUGUGAUGUGGGUGAUAGGUGGACAUGUGUUCAACUACACACACUACCAGAUGGUGACCGCGUUCAACAUCUCCUCUCAAAACUGGAUGUCAUUAAACUGGUCCAUCAACUCUGUAACUGGACGCUACGGUCAUUCUCUCAACCUGUAUGAGGAUAAAAUCUAUAUGUACGGAGGAAAGAUUGACUCCACUGGAAAUGUAACAUCAGAACUGUGGGUGUUCCACACAAAGAACCAGUCGUGGGUUCUGCUAAAUCCGCGUGCUAAAGAACAGUAUGCUGUCGUAGGCCAUUCUGCACAUACUGUCCAGCUGCAGCCCGACGGAUCAGAACCAGUCAUACUAGUUGUCUUCGGACACUGCCCUCUGUACGGAUACAUCAGCCAAGUGCAGCAGUACAACAUUGUUGAGAACACGUGGAGUGUUUUAGAGACUCGUGGGGCAUUGGUUCAGGGUGGUUAUGGUCACAGCAGUGUAUUUGACCCUCUUACUCGCUCUAUCUACAUCCACGGAGGCUACAAGGCUUUCAGCGCCAAUAAAUACGGCCUGGCAGGGGACCUGUACCGCUACGAUGUGGACAAGAGAAUGUGGUCGAUUCUGAGGGACAGUGGUUUUUUCCGUUAUCUCCACACAUCAGUGAUGGUUGGCGGGAACAUGCUGGUGUUUGGGGGUAACACACACAACGAUACCUCGAUGAGCCAUGGAGCAAAGUGCUUCUCCUCUGACUUCAUAGCAUACAACCUGGCUUGUGAUGAGUGGACUGUGCUGCCCAAUCCAGAUCUUCACCAUGAUGUCAACCGCUUUGGCCACUCAGCUGUUUAUCACAAUGGGGUGAUGUACGUGUAUGGAGGCUUUAACAGCCUGAUGCUCAGUGAUGUGCUUCAGUUCACCCCUGCGAGCUGUGCUGCAUUCUCUGAGCAGCUGGAGUGUGUGACAGCUGUGCCUGGUGUCAAGUGUGUGUGGAACUCCACUACCUCCACCUGUGUGUCCUGGGAGGCAGCAGCUCCCUAUGACGUAGAGAGCUUGAGAAGCAACUGCAAUCCCAGAGUGUAUACUGAUGGUGAAAAGUGUGAGCAAUAUUCAGACUGUUACAGUUGUACUGCCAACACUAACAGCUGCCAGUGGUGCAGUGCGGGCUGUGUGUUUGUCCAUGUUAACUGCACCGGUCCCCGGGGGUCAAUACUGGAUUAUGAGGCAUGUCCAAAGGAUAACCCCUCUGCUGUGUGCAAUAAGAAGACCAGCUGUAAAAGUUGUGCCACAGACCAGAACUGCCAGUGGGAGGCAAGAAAUCAAGAGUGCAUCGCCCUUCCUGGGAAUAUCUGCGGGGAGGGUUGGCAUCUGGUGGGGAACUCGUGUCUAAAGCUGAUCACAGUCAAUGACUCGUAUGACAAUGCUAAACUGGUAUGUCGCAAUCACCAAGCUGUGCUAGCUUCCCUCACCACUCAGAAGAAAGUCCAGUUUGUCCUCAAAGAGCUUCAAAGCAGAUCAUUGCAAUCGAAAGCAGUGGUGACUCCAUGGGUGGGUCUGAGGAAGAUCAAUGUCUCGUACUGGUGCUGGGAGGACAUGUCUCCCUUUACUAAUUCCACACUACAGUGGUUGCCGGGUGAGCCCAGCGACGCCGGCUUCUGUGGGUACCUUGCUGAACCCUCCUCCAACGGCCUGAAGGCAGCGACUUGCGUCAACUCUGUCAAUGGAAGUUUAUGUGAACGACCAACUAACCACAGUGUAAAGCAGUGUAGGACACCCUGUGCUCUGCGCUCUACUUGUAGUGAGUGCACCAGCGGGAGUUCAGAGUGCAUGUGGUGCAGUAACAUGAGGCAGUGUGUGGACUCGAAUGCCUAUGUGGCAUCCUUCCCUUACGGCCAGUGUAUGGAGUGGUACACCAUGAACAGCUGCCCACCAGAGAAUUGUUCUGGCUAUAAGACAUGCUCUCAGUGUUUGGACCAGCCUGGCUGUGGAUGGUGCACUGAUCCCAGUAAUACAGGACGGGGCCAGUGUAUAGAGGGCUCUUACCGGGGACCUAUCCAGACACUGUUCCAUGCCCCGUCCUCAUCAGGCCCCUCCCUCAUUCCUGCCCCUCAGCCAAUGCUGAAUGUGAGCUUGUGUCCACUGGAGGGCAAUUACAAAUGGUCCUUCAUCCAAUGCCCUGCGUGCCAGUGUAAUGGACACAGCGCAUGCGUCAAUGAGAGCGUGUGUGAGAGAUGUGAAGACCUCACCACGAGCAAACAGUGCGAGAGCUGCAUCUCUGGUUACUAUGGCGAUCCCACAAACGGGGGCAGUUGUCAACCUUGUAAGUGCAAUGGACAUGCCAGCUUGUGUAAUUCGAACAGCGGCAAGUGCUUCUGUACCACCAAGGGCAUCAAGGGAGACCGCUGCCAUCAGUGUGAGGUAGAGAAUCGUUACCAGGGCAACCCUCUGAAGGGAACAUGUUAUUACACUCUGCUAAUAGAUUACCAGUUUACCUUCAGUUUGUCUCAGGAGGAUGACCGCUACUACACUGCCAUCAACUUUGUGGCAAAUCCUGAUGAGCAAAAUCGAGACCUAGACAUGUUCAUCAAUGCCUCUAAAAAUUUUAAUCUUAACAUCACAUGGGCAACCAACUUUGCAGCUGGGACUGCUGGAGAGGAAGUCCCUAUCGUCUCCCGGAGCAACAUAAAGGAGUUCAAGGAUAGUUUCUCCAAUGAGAAGUUUGAUUUCCGUGGAAACCCCAACAUUACCUUCUAUGUCUAUGUCAGCAACUUCACCUGGCCAGUCAAAAUUCAGAUUGCUUUCUCUCAACACAGUAACUUCAUGGAUCUGGUUCAGUUCUUUGUCACAUUCUUCAGUUGUUUCCUGUCCUUGCUUCUGGUGGCAGCAGUUGUAUGGAAGAUCAAACAGAGCUGCUGGGCGUCACGGCGAAGAGAGCAACUCCUGCGAGAAAUGCAGCAGAUGGCCAGCCGACCAUUCGCCACAAUCAACGUCGCCUUGGAGACAGAUGAGGAGCCGCCAGACCUGAUUGGUGGAAACAUGAAGUCUGUGCCUAAGCCCAUAGCUUUGGAGCCCUGUUUUGGGAAUAAGGCAGCAGUGCUCUCCAUCUUUGUUAGAUUACCCCGAGGCCCGGGGGGCAUCCCUCCUCCAGGACAGUCAGGUUUGGCAGUGGCGAGUGCAUUAGUGGACGUCUCUCAACAGAUGUGUCUGGUAUAUAAGGAGAAGUCGGGCGGAUUGCGUAGCCGCAAGCAGCAGCCAAUAGCACAGCCCGCCACCUGCAUCUGACAUUUAGCCCUCGUCUUCUGACCCUGGACCCCUGCCAGGACUGAGUCAAAGCAACACACACUCACGGCUGGGUCACAUUCACAGAAGAAGGAGGGGGGUGUGGUUUAUUCCAAGCUGACUCUGAUUGGAGAAACUGAAUGUCUCCUGGCCAAUAAAAUAAACUCAAGCUGGCAGAACGCUACAAAAGGAAAUGGACUCCUUUGUGACCCUGACUGAUAUUGGACUUAUCCUGGACAACUUUAUGAUAUUUAACUUAUUCCAGUUUGUUUUAUUCCAUUUUUACAAUCAGGAGCAUUCCUUGAACUGCUGCAUAUGUGUAUUGAAGGCAACACACAAACUUGCCUUCUAGAGACAGUCUAUGGCUGCAUGGCUAUAACUUACACACACACACACACACACACACACACAUACAGGGAUGUUUUAGAGGCAUGUAUAGUGCAUCUUUGUCUCUUUAAUUUUUGCUCCUUUAGUUCAAUCACUACAAAUUGGUUUUAUUUCGUAAUCAUUAAUCAUGUAUAUUCUUUUAUGUCUAUUGCACUAGCUUUCUGGAAUAAGAUAAUGUAAGACUGAUCUUUGAAUGUUUACAGGUCAUCUGUGCCAUCUCGACAGAGCUUUGCAUGUUUGUCUGAGUAAGAGGAUCAAUAUUUUUGCCUUUUCACAUCCAAUCAAUGCUGAAUUACCUUCAUUCAUACCAAUCCGAGACAUUAGAAAGAGAGUGUGGGCAUACUGUAAGUGUUAACGCUCGCCACAAUGAUAGCUCCGCCGCUUCUGCUUUUACCAUUCACCAUCAACUUUUUCUUAUCUGAAAUCUCAGGCCAUUUCUCAGAUACCUUUCAGGAAAGAGGAGAAAUAAAAAGACGGCAGGCAGCAGGGUGCAAUCAGAGUAAGCGAGGAUCAUGUUUGGGUUUUUUUAAAUGUCAGAUGUCAUUUUUGGCCACAGAAUAUUAUUUGCAUACACACAAGGACAACCUGGCUGUGUGUUUGGAUACCUCGGGUAUUAUCCAGGAGGUGGAGUGGAUUGCCUAGUGCAAAGGAAAGGUCAAAGAUGGAAUGAGCAAAUGUGACAUUAUGAAAUCUAAACUGAUGUAAGUGCAUGUAGCAGCACAGCCAUUACAUUUUUCAUUCCCCUGUGCCUAUAACGGUCUGUGUGCAUUAGCAGGUGGGCGGAUGAAUAUAUCGAAAUAGCACAGAUGAUCUGGUUGCCUGUUCAUGGUGCGUUUUGAGUGUGCCAUGAAUAAAGCAUCACAGGUCGCUGCAACAUUACAAAGUGUUCACUGCACAACAGCUAAUACAUCACAAAUAGGAUAUUAAUCUGUCUGUGAUCUCUAUGGAAAAUUCAUGCCUUGUGUGACCGAUAAGGUGUGAAUGUACAGUUUAUCACUGAUUGAAUGGUUCACAGAGAGACCAUGUCUGAUUUUUACAGAUGUUUUUUUAAAGAGAGAGCUCACCCAAAACUGAAAAUUAUGUCAUUUACACAGGCAGAAUAUUAAUCACCAUUCUCUUUAAUUGCAUCUUUUUUCCUACAUUCUGCCUAACAUCGUUUUGUGUUCCACGGAGGAAGGAAAGUCUGGGUGGGUAAAUGACAGAGUUUUCAUUUUUGGAUGGGUUAUUACUUAAAGAAUUGUUAUAUGUAAUAAAAAGGGUCCUAAAGGGAAAUCACACACGCAUACACACACACAUGGUCUAAUGAAAGGAGCUGGUCUCACUUACUUUGUAUGGAAGUAACAUUCUCACAAUGCUUUUCUCUGUUAGCCUCAAACAGGACUCCUCCAAGCUCACACAUGCCUACUGUACCAUCAAUAUACAGUGAUACUAUAGAUAUGAAGUCUGUAGUUUAAUAUGUUUAAUGUAGCAGCGAGUGCACUCACGUUUUUUUGUACAUAGUGAUGAUGAACAAUAAUGUGAAUGCUGACUCUGUUAAGCGACUUACUGCACUUGAUGGGUGGAGUAUGCAGGGCUUUUGAAAUGUGACUGCAUUGCAGCUUCUUUUGUAUGUAAGAUGGUGAAUGUCAGGAACAAAUUUUAACUAGCUGCCUAAUUUAAAGAAAAAAAAAAACACCUGAAAAUUUAAACUGACCCUGUAAUUAUACAUGUACAUAAAGAAUGACAUAGAGCAUUUUGUCUAUAAUUAAAUGGUAAAAUGAACAUGACAAUCUAUAUACUGUAACAGUUAUUUUGUGAAAAGUGAAAUGGUGCAAAAUUACAGCAUUCUUUAAGUGUU